Ctenopharyngodon idella (grass carp) is the source of this 7572-nucleotide messenger RNA. Its product is annotated as gastrula zinc finger protein XlCGF57.1-like. The coding region runs from base 131 to 1666 and encodes 511 amino acids. The transcript has 3 exons. NCBI's taxonomy places the organism in Eukaryota, Metazoa, Chordata, Actinopteri, Cypriniformes, Xenocyprididae. The record is from RefSeq and is a predicted model, not a curated record.
CUUUUUAAUGCCCCGCGGACACCCUGUUAGUCAAUGCUGUGUGUGAACAGGACUUUUAUUUUGGAGUGACGACAUGACGUCAUAAGACUGCGCCGAACUCCUGCAUCUGUUGUGAUUCUGCUGAAGAAAGAUGGAGUUUAAUAAAGAGGAGGAGGCUGAAGACAUAAAGAUGGAGUUUAUUAAAUAUGAGACUGAAGACAUGAAGAUUGAAGAAACAUUCAGUGUGAAACAUGAAGAUACUGAGGAACAAACAGACCUAAUGACACUGAAAGAGGUGAGUCAUGAACUUAAUGAAAGGGAAGAAGAGAAAAAACAUAAUGAUUUCAUGACUGGGGAAAGAGUGACACAGGCUGAAAAGUCUUCCUCACGAAAAAGAGCUCAAAAGACAGGAACUAAAAGUUAUUUCACCUGCCAACAGUGUGGAAAGAGUUUUAAACAACAUAGAUACCUUAAAGUCCACUUGAGAGUUCACACUAGAGAGAGCCCCAUCACUUGCCAACAGUGUGGAAAGAGUUUCACACGUGAAGACUACCUUAAAGUCCACAUGAGGAUUCAUACGGGAGAAAAGCCUUACACCUGCCAACAGUGUGGAAAAAGUUUCAGUCAAAAAGCAUACCUUAUAGUCCACAUGAGAAUUCACACUUUAGAGAAACCUUUCACCUGCCAACAAUGUGGACAGAGUUUCAGUCAAAGAGGACACCUUAAAGACCAUAUGAGAAUUCACACUGGAGAGAAACCUUUCACCUGCCAACAAUGUGGACAGAGUUUCAGUCAAAAAGGAAGGCUUAAAGUCCACAUGAGAAUUCACACUGGAGAAAAGCCUUACACCUGCCAACAAUGUGGAAAGAGUUUCAGUAGAAGAGGAAGUCUUACAGCCCACAUGACAAUUCACACUGGAGAGAGCCCAUUCGCCUGCCAACAGUGUGGAAAGAGUUACAAAGAAAAAGGAAAACUUGGAAUCCACAUGAGAAUUCACACUGGAGAAAAGCCUUACACCUGCCAACAGUGUGGAAAGAGUUUCAGUAGAAGAGGAAGUCUUACAGCCCACAUGACAAUUCACACUGGAGAGAGCCCAUUCGCCUGCCAACAGUGUGGAAAGAGUUACAAAGAAAAAGGAAAACUUGAAAUCCACAUGAGAAUUCACACUGGAGAAAAGCUUUACACCUGUCAAGAGUGUGGAAAGAGUUUCAAUCUAAAAGGAACUCUUACAGCCCACAUGAGAACUCACACUGGAGAGACCCCAUUCGCCUGUCAACAGUGUGGAAAGAGUUUCAGUCGAAAAGAUAAACUUGAAACCCACAUGAGAAUUCACACUGGAGAAAAGCCUUACACCUGCCAACAGUGUGGAAAGAGUUUCACUGUAAAAGGAAACCUUAUAGCCCACAUGAGAACUCACACUGGAGAAAAGCCUUACAUCUGCACUCUGUGUGGGAAUGGCUUCGCACGGGAACUAAGCCUUAGGGAACACAUGAAUAUUCACACCGGAGAGAAGCCUUUUACAUGUGAUCAGUGUAGAAAGAGUUUCAGACAUAAUAUGACCCUUUAUAACCACAUGAAAAUUCAUACUGAAGAGAAGCCAUUCAUUUGUGAUAAGUGUGGUAAGAGUUUCAGAUUUAAAGGUAACCUUAAGAGCCACACGAGGAUUCACUCGAAAGAGAACUCUUAGAAGUCGUCACUGUGGAAAUAGCAGAGGUGUAAAGAGUACCUAAAAACAAUACUUGAAUUAAAGUUCAGAUACCUUAUCUGCCUCAUCUCCUAAAUCAAACACCUUUAAUUCACAACUACCUGCUAAUGUACUUGCAUUCAUGUAAAGUAACCUUGUUGACAAGUUUGGGUGGGUAAAGGCAAACAUACAAGAUAUAAUACCUUCAAUGCCUUCUUUAUAGCAGGAACUGCUGCAGAAAAUGUAGUGGAGUAAAGUAUAUUUACUUGUUCCAAAAUGUUGUCAAGUAGAGAGUAAAAGUUUCUAAUAUCUUUGAUACAAAGUAGCCAAGAAGAUUUACUCAAAUACUUGACACUACUGGGAAAUAGUUUCACAGACAGGAAAACUAUGAGAAUCGUGUAAUAACUCACCAGAGAGUUCCCAUGUCUUCAGUGUGAGAAGAGCAUCCCAUAUCAAAAAGACCUGUGCCUCGUAAGAAUAGUCUUAAGCUUUGACUUAAGUGUCAAAAAAUUCUUAGUAAAAAGUAGGACUUUUCUAAGAGUAAGAGACUUUUACAAAGAAGCUAAAAACAAAUAUCAGUAAAGUCUAAGACUAAUUUUUAAGUGCUGAUUGAGGUGGUACUUUAGUGUGGUGAACACAAUUAUUUGUCAUAUUUAGCAAAUAAUCUUUAAAAGGACCAACUUGGGCAAGGGCCUUAGUAACCAUGGAUACCAACUGAUAAGGUGGUUUAUUGCCCUCCCAGCCAUCUGGAAAAGCAGAGGCUUUAGGAAAAACCCAUAGCCCUUAAAACCUAUAUCAGGUUUGGGGUUUCUGAGUUUGUAUUUUGAAGAUUUAAAUGCUUGUGUAUAUGAUAUGUUGAUACCUAUGCAACAUAUUAGAAUGACAAGAAUCUUUAAUAGUUUGUUCUUCAAUAACCCAGCCAAUAACAAUAACCCAGCCAAAUACAUAGGCAAACACCCUGCGACAGACACAUUAAGCCAUAAAAAAUCCACAGAGGAAUUUCCCACUUAGAAAUUCUACCUUUCUCAUUGGUCAAGUCAACCCUAAGAGGUGCGAAUUCUCCCAGACCUUAAAAGACCCCACCCAGUUCGUUCCCUCUCUCUUGCUCCUGACUGAUUCUCUGUAGCUCCUGGCCGCUAGGUGGCCUCGACCUGCCCCAGCCAUGUGCUCACCUAGAAGAGAGAGAGAACUCUUCCCCAAGACAGAAGAAAUCCAUUGCAUCUUCAGCACCAUCGGACCAAACUCUUAAAGACUCUCUGUGGUGAAAAUCAAAUUUUUAAUGUUAACUAAUGUUUAUAUGUCUAUGUGGUGUUUUUAAUAUGCUUUAAGACAAAACAUGUGCAAAUUCAAGAAUCAGCACCAUUGCUGAGUAUUUACUGUUUAAAACUGCAGUGAAAAAAAGAAAGUCUCAAGCCCGCGGUUUGAAAUCAAAGGAAAGCAUAUUUACAUUGCCUGAAUCAUUCCUUGCUCUCUAUACAGUGCACUACUUGCCAUUCACCAUGUAGAAACUAGUAAAUAUGUGAAGAAAUUACCAAUUUCAGCUGCAGCUUUAGCAUCUGUAAGGGGCCGUUUUUUUUUUUUUUUUUGCCCUCAUAGUUCACUGACAAGGUUUGUACUGUAAAUGUGAUUGACUGUUAAAGGUGGGAUAUUUUUUCCUAUUGAAAGAGUGAUCUGACAUAACAGUUCACUUUCAGCAGUUAUUUUAUCUAUGGUUCGUAACAUUUCUUACAGAUUUCUGCUCGUUGUAAAUCAGAUACAGAUAAAUUAGCACAUUACCAGUACAUAAUGAGAGCGAUUGCGUGUGUGAAUUAGUCAUACCGUAUCUUUAUUAAUUGUGAAGCUGUGGGUUGUAAAUAGUUCCUUCAAAAGCAGAAAAAUAUAUGCUAUAAUAAGUUUUAAGGUACUUGCGUGAUAAAUCACAGGACAACGCUGACAACUAGUUUCUGCGUUCCUCUCUGUGCGCGAGAUCUUCACGUUUUGUGCAGCUACUGUUUGUAUGAGUGUUCGUGCCACAAUGCAGCUGCGUGAGCAUGGUAGCUCGAUAUAAUAAUACACAUCCGAUCGUCUAAAUCGCUUGAAUGUCCAAACUGGCAAACCUUAAAACACAUACAACUGACAAAGUUUAGUGAAAACGCAAGGCUCACCACUCGCGCGCCGUCUCUGUGUUGACUCUAGGUGUUGCCUGGAUGGGGCGGAGUUACGUAGCUACACACGCGGUAGUAUGUUUUUAUGUACGAAGUAUUAACAGGAUUAAAAAAACGAAAUAACCGAUAUGGAAAAAAGACGCUGUAUCAAGUUAAAAGAAUUUAAACUUUUAAAAGAGUAUAAUUUCUAAUGAGCAGAUUUCUCACGCCGUUGUUUCAGUGUCCCUCUGCACAUGGAUGACGGGCACAGUGAGUGUGUGCGAUGUCUGGGCAAGUCCCACACAGAAGCCACGCUCACUGAAAUGACCUGCUCUUAUUGCGAGAGCACGAGUGUAGCCUCCUUGUUGCUCGCGGAUAGCAUUCUUUUCAGAACUCGACUCUGUCCCUCACGCCCUCCCAUUUUUCUUCCUCCCAGGAGACCUCUCAAACCCAUCCUCGACCUCAGAUAUUUGAAUCAGGCCCUGAUAAAGCGCUCAUUCAAGAUGAUUACUUUGAACAAAUCUUCUUGCAAAUUUGCCCAGGAGAUUGGUUCUUUUCUCUAGGCUAUCUCUGGUUCGCUACACUUUUACGAAGUGUAUGGAUGUGGUUCUCUCCCCUCAGAUGGGAGUAUGCAUACUCUACUAACUCUACAACUGGUUUGUUAUGGCCCAGUCAGAGGUGGAGCUAGUGUCACACAGAACCCUCCUCCUCAACCACUUAGAGUGCUUGGGGCUCAGGGUCAAUUUUCCCAAGAGCUCAUUAUCUCCCAGCCAACGGGUCUCCUUCCUGGGUAUAAUUCUCGACUCAACCUGCAUGAAGGCUGUAAUCUAGCCAGAGCAAUCCCUUUCAGAGGAUGCUAGGUCUCAUGAGCUCAGCAUCACCAGCCCUGCAGUUGUGUCUGCUUCAUAUGCGCCCACUGCAGUUCUGACUGAAACCUCGAGUCCCGGCCCAAGCCUGGCAGCUGAGAGCAGCACACAUUCAGGGCGUAUUGAACACAGGGGUGGACAUGCUGUCCCGGAGCAACCUUCCCACAGAGGAAUGGUCACUUCACCCCCUUAUAGUCCAGGGAAUUGGGGAUGUCUUUGGAAGGGCAGAGGUCGACCUCUUCGCCUCACAAGACAACUAUCGUUGCCCAACUUAUUUUUCAAAGACCAGGGGUGUGCUGGCCCAUGUUUUUUUUUUUUUUUUUUUACUUCUUGUUAGCAGCUUUUUCAGCGUCGGGCCAAACCAUUAUCUUUGCUUUCCCAUUCCAUUCUGUGUCAUUCGUUUUCCACUGUGGGGCUGAUAACGGUGCUCUUCAGUCGUUGCCUUAGUAACACAAGAUUUUACAAACGAUAUGCUAUGUAAAUAGUGACCUCGUUAUGUAGGAUGAUCAGUUAUUUCUUUUAAUUGUAUGAUUAAUUUGUGUUCAUGUUGCUCAAAUAUCAUGUUUAGCAAGCUACGGAGAAACUGGCUGGAAAGUGACUGGAAAGUGACUGUUUCUGAUUGAUGACGUCACUACUCGCAUUCUAGCAGUAGCCUACGGUUCGGCACGGUUGGCUAAUUCCGAUGACUACGGUGUCUCAAAUCAACGAUUUUUCGGGAUGCACUAUCCCACCUGUUGCAAGCCCUUCUCAGUGCACCGCUCGAAUGCUCUGUCGCCCCCCCUUAGUAGCACGGUGUGAUUAUAUUGUCCUCGUAGCGUCUUACCUUAGCAAGAAAAAUGACGCAGUACGAGUGUAGUAUCGAAAGGUAAAGUACUCGGUUACUAAUGUAACCUUUGUUCCUUUAGAUACAGAAUGAGUACUGCAUACUUUGCCGCGCUACUUGCGGGCGCCUCAUGCCGUUGCUUCAGUCAGAAUAAAAUCUGCUUAAAUAGCCCGAUUCCCCGCCCAUUUUGGCGGGCUCGCUCACCAUUGGCUUGGUUUGUUUACUUUAACUUCAUGAACCAAUGGCCAUGCAGUUUCACUGCGUGAUUGAAAAAGGCUUCAGUAAUCAGAGAAAAAGAAGUUUCCCCCGUGGCGUCUUGUUUUAGAAAGACAAAUGACGCAGUUCUCGUUCCGUAUCUAAGGGAGCCGAGGUUACAUUAGUAACCGAGUACUUUCAUUAUGUAGUUAAUCUGGUUUUACUUCAAAAACCAUAGUAAAACAAUGGUUCUUUUGUAGUUACUAUGGUUUUACUACAAAAACUAUAGUUAAACUAUGGUUACUGUAGUAAAACCAUAGUUUUACUAUAAAAAUCAUAGUUACUACAAAAAACAUGGUUGAGUUUCAUAAGGGUGAGUGUUUGUAAGGAUACUGAUUGUUAGAAGGCAUCUGUCUGACUCUGAGAUGAAGAACAGGAACGGUGUGUGUAACAUUAGCAACACAUUAUUAGCUGUUUGAUAAUAUAGUCAAGCAAAAGGCUAAUCAUAUUAAUUCAUAUUAAUUAAUGACAGAACCGUCGCAAGGGCUGUGCGCAUAGGGGCUCACGCCAAAGUAAAGUGACAGCUGAAGUGAAAUAAAGCCAAUAAAGUUCAUGUUUUUGUCCUUCGAAAUAUUUUAAUACUAUAAAACAUAGCUAAAACAAUAUUGCUUUGAGCGUGUGCGUGUGUCAUGAAUGUGGCUCCCGCGCCGCCUCCUCCGCACCACCGGAGGGAGCCAUCACCUGAAUACUGACUGUUUCCCAUAGGCCCUCAUUCCUGGGACUGAUUGCGCACACACCUGCACCUCAUCACACUCACACUAUUUAAGCCACACACUCACACAUACACACCGCGAAGUCUUGAUUUGCCCUGGUGAUCAUUACUGAGCGUUUUCUUGUGGACUGUUUCUCUGUUACCGUUGGAUUGUUUAUUCUCUGUGAUUCUUUGCUGCCUGCCCUGAUCCCUGCCUGUGACUUGACACCGUUUGUCUGCCGCCUGCCUCGACCAUUGCCUGUCCCUGUUUAUGUCUUUGCCCUUGCCCCUGUCUACUUUGGUGAUUGUUCUAAUAAAAGCUGCAAAUGGAUCCCCACUCUGCCGACCCUUCAUUACAGCGUGUGACCGUGAUUCAUGUGCAUAUUCAGUCAGUGUGGAAUCACACGUCAAGUUCUGAGAGAUAUUCAGUCCAUUAUAAAUUCGAGAGCAGUCCAAAUGUUUUGCAAAGGCGUUUUACCAAUUCAUAAUUUAAAACACAAUUUAAGCGUCAGAACAUAUGAGCAGUUCAGUUGCAGAGCUGUUAAACUGAAUAUAUGAAGCGAAGCAAGCUUUUUUCUUAAAUAUCCACAACACAAACAAAUUGCUCGUAUCCAAUAAAAUAAGUUUUUUUUAUUGUUAAAACCGCCUCCUGUGAGGCUCAUGUGAGAGUGCGCGCGCACACACACACACCUCAUUUACAUUUAGUUCACACUUUAAUUCAUCCUCUCUAAUCUACAUGUAGCCUGUACUGGUGAUUAUACUGGAUUUAAUACAGAUCACUGCUUUGAUAUCUUAAAUAUGAGAUGAUUCUGUAUUAUGACGACAACCCUACUUUGUGCUGCUCUUUAUUUCAAAUGGUUUUGUGAUCAUUGUCUCUUCUGAUCUAAUUUCACUACUGCAAUUAAUGUACUUAUUAUUAGAAAAUCAAACUCUCAAUUCAUAUAUAUUAUAUUGCUGUAGUUAUUUAGCAGCAGUGGUUGAUGAAGAUGAGUGUCAUUAGUGUGUUUUUGUAUUAUUGGUGUUUUAUCCACAUCAUGUUGUGAGAAAUAACAGUAUUGUCUUUAAUUAAAGAAGUUUUAUAGGAUUUUCUCACAUAUCCUGACUCCAAUAAUCAGUUUCUAACAGAAUAAAGUGAGAUGAUCUGCUAAUGA